Molecule: messenger RNA, 4686 nt
Organism: Monascus purpureus
Lineage: Eukaryota; Fungi; Ascomycota; Eurotiomycetes; Eurotiales; Aspergillaceae
Source: the annotation of a GenBank genome assembly
AUGGCGUCAAACGACCGCGGCCGCGACAAUGAGAAGGACAAUGCUCCCACGAGUCCGAUACCCCUGCAAGACCUAUCCAGGCCGCCGAAUACAGAUGAUGUCGAGGACCGUGGAAGAGGACGCCCAAGCGGCAUGAGGAGGAGCCUCCUGCCUGCGUUGAGAAAUUAUCAGAGGAUCGCAGAAGUCUCGUCUCCGGAAACUUCUGCAGCGGAAAGAAACCCGUUCUCUACUCCAUACGCCUCCGAUCGCGAACAUAACGCGCCCUUCCUGGAUGAUCCGGCUGGAUUUGCGCAGGCUAUGUCAUCUGUCGGGCUCAGUUUUGAGGGAGCACAACAUACUACCACGCCAUCAGCCGCACGCCCUUCCUACGAAUAUUCCGAUACGGAACUAGACAAUGUGCCCUUAAGUCCCUACGCGACCUUCGAUCAUGACCGUUAUAUCUCUCCCGCCAUCACAAACGAGGAUACCACCCACUUGACCGACCAGACAUACCUCCAACCUAUAAGUGGAUCGUCGACCGCAGCCGAUAAGGGCAGAACCGUUCGUUUUGAAGACGAUGGCUACUCGAUUGGUUCGCGACUGGGCGAUGAUCUUCCGCACCUGGAGGCAGGGUCGGGCGGCCGAAAACGUGGCGGCAGUGCGAGCGCAGGGGACCGAUCUCGUUCAUUGUCCCCAUCGUCUCCCAGUUCCGCAAUGCAUAGGGCGAGCUCAAUGGUGAAGUUAAUGUCUCAACGUGUUGUCAACCUGACAAAUGAACCCGAAGUGAUAGAGCAUUCGAUUCAAAAAGAAGAGUCUUUGAAAAGUUCUCGACUAGAAGGGCCUCCUGAGCUUCCUGCGAUGACAGAUCAUGCCCACGACGCGCCAUUCCGGGGAAGUUUAUUUAAUGCACAGGCCUCUAGGGAAAAGAAGCAACGACUGGGUAGUUCAUGGAGAUAUCGUAACAACCCUUUGAAGGGGAGGACCCUCGGCAUAUUUGGACCGAAUAACCCCAUCCGAACUCGCCUCUGUGAUAUCCUAGUCCAUCCGCUCACGGAACCCUUGAUUCUGUUGUUGAUUAUCCUACAGACAGUCUUAUUGACAAUUGAAUCAUCUUCCUCCAAGUUCACAUGGAACAAUCCAAGCUCUAAGCGUUGGGGCUCAUCUUACAUGGAUUACUGCUUCCUCGCCAUUUUCAUCAUCUACUCUCUAGAGACAAUUUCUAGAAUAGUGGUUUCAGGAUUCGUAUUCAAUCCUGCCGAGUACAGCACCUUGGAUCGAUCGCUAGGCUGGAAACAAGCAGUAUUGCAGAGAAGCAGGAAUAUCGUCCAACCGCAUCGGGAGGCCUCGACAAAGAAGACAACUGUUUUAGCCGAGCCACAGGUUUCAAUCCUACGGACGUUUACAGGCUUGAAUCAACUAGAGGAACAGGCGGUUGAUGAUCGCCAGCGGCAACGUAUUAGACUAGCUCGUCGUGCGUUCUUGCGACAUUCUUUCAAUCGCCUCGAUUUUGUGGCCGUCGUAUCUUUCUGGGUCUAUUUCUGCCUUUCGUUGAAAGGGGUCGAAGUUCAUCGUCUUUUUCGGAUGCUGAGUUGCCUUCGGAUUCUACGCCUCCUUUCGGUGACCAAUGGUACUUCGGUGAUCCUUCAGAGUCUUAAGAAGGCAGCACCCUUGCUAGUUCAUGUCGCGUUCCUUAUUUCCUUCUUCUGGCUUAUCUUUGCUAUCAUAGGGAACCAGAGCUUCAAGUCGAGUCUGCGCAGGACUUGCGUUUGGAUCGAUCCUUUGGGACAGAAUAACUUUACUCAAAAUGGACCUGACUCUUUCCAGUUUUGUGGUGGCUAUUACACAGACGACUGGGAGAAGGUUGGCUGGGUCAGGGAGGAUGAUCCCUCCCAUCCCCAUACACCAAAAGGCUAUAUAUGCCCUCCCGGGUCUAUAUGCGUGCAAGGAUCAAACCCUUUCAAUGGAACGGUAAGCUUCGACGAUAUUCUACAUUCUAUAGAACUUGUUUUUGUCAUCAUGUCCUCGAACACCUUCACGGACUUAAUGUACUAUACGACUGACAGCGAUUUCCUUCCGGCCGCGCUGUUUUUCGCCUUUGGCAUUGUUAUUUUGAGCUUGUGGCUGGUGAACCUGUUAGUUGCGGUUAUCACCCACUCUUUCCAGGUGAUUCGAGAAGAAAGCAAGCGAAGUGCCUUUGCUGUACAGAAGAUCGAUGAAGUGGACAGAGAAAACUUGGCAGCGCGCAAGGUCAGCCAACUCAAACACAUUUACGACAAGACGUCAUGGUUCUGGGUCUGCGUUAUUCUCUUCGACUUGAUUGUGAUGGCCUUGAGAAGUGCAUCUAUGGGAAAGAGACGAGCGGACUUUAUCGACGACACCGAGAUUGUCGUCACCUUGGUUCUGCUUGUGGAGAUCAUCCUCCGCUUCGCAUCCGACUGGCGUGUGUUCCAUAGGAAUUUCCGCAACUGGGUUGAUCUUGGUCUUGCGAUCGUUACGUGCAUUAUCCAAAUACCUCCUAUUAAGAACUCCGGCCGCCCGUAUUCCAUACUGACGCUUUUCCAAAUACUCCGUGUAUAUCGAGUCAUUCUGUGGAUGCCGAUGACAAGAGACCUCAUCAUGAUUGUUUUCCGCAAUACCGUUGGUCUGCUAAACCUUAUAAUGUUUGUGUUCUUGAUCACAUUCCUUGCGGCCAUAUUUGCGACCCAACUUUUCCGCGGACAGAUACCUCCAGAAGACUCAUCCGGAAAUAAUAUCGCAACCACAUUUUCCAAUAUCUAUAAUUCGUUUUUGGGGAUGUAUCAGAUCCUGUCAAGUGAGAACUGGACCGACAUUAUGUACAGUACGACAACGUACACAGCGCGCUUCGGAACUGCUUGGAUCUCCGCGGCGUUUUUCAUUUUGUGGUUCAUUGUGGCCAAUUUUGUCGUCUUGAAUAUGUUCAUUGCUGUCAUUCAGGAGAGUUUUGACGUGUCAGAAGAUGAGAAACGGCUGCACCAAGUUAGAUCAUUCCUGGAGCAAAAGCAUGCCGGCGGGCCUUCGCAAGCGAAUAUGUCGCUUGCGGCAAUGCUUAAGUGGGGCCGUGAUCCCAGUCGUUUCAGAGAUCCUCUUGAUCAUGGACCGGCAGCCUUGGAAUUGCUUCUGAAGGAUGCUGUUGUCCGAGAGUUUCUUGAUGAGCGGGAGACCCCAUUAAGUGCUCGGAGAAGAGAAAGCAUGCCGCAAGAUGGAACACCUGAAGAACAAGUUCAACCGGGCUUUCUUUCCCGCAUUUGGACUAGCAUCGCCAAUGCUAUCGUUCGGAGGGAACCGAAUCCAUUCUAUGCAAAGCUCAAAUUCUCGCGUGGUUACGAAGAGCUGGAUCCGAAAGACAUGGCGCAGCAGGUUGUCUCGGCUGCCGAGGAGAGAAAGAGAGCACAGCGGGAAUAUCUCAUGAAGCAUCCUAACUAUAACAAGUCCUUGUUUAUAUUUGCUCCAGAUAAUCCCAUACGCCAUUUCUGUCAGCGCAUUGUCGGACCGGGGCGCGGGGACCAGCGCGUGCAGGGGGUGGAACCAUACAAGACCGUAUGGAUUGCGUUCUCUAUUUUCAUCUAUGCAGCUAUUGUUGCCAUGGUUCUGCUCGCAUGUAUAACCACUCCGAUUUAUCAGUGGAAAAACUUUCAUUCGAACUCGAACAGGAACUGGUUCAUAUAUACCGACCUAGGCUUCUCAGUCCUCUUCACAGUUGAGGCUGUCAUCAAAGUCAUUGCGGACGGGUUUUUUUGGACCCCUAACGCCUACCUUCGCAGUUCAUGGGGCUUCAUAGAUGGAGUCGUCUUGGUUACGCUGUGGAUCAACGUUAUCACCUCACUCUCUGAAGAUUGGCGUGUUUCUAGGGUGAUUGGUGCCUUCAAAGCCCUGAGAGCGCUGCGAUUGUUAAAUGUCAGCGACAGUGCAAGGAACACUUUCCAUUCCGUGGUUAUUGUGGGCGGGUGGAAUGUCAUCUCCGCCGCUGCGGUUUCCAUGAGUUUACUCAUUCCUUUCGCCAUUUACGCCGUGAACUUGUUUAGCGGACAACUGGUACAGUGUAACGAUGGCAAUAUAAACGGGAGUUUGAAUUCAUGCAUAGACGAAUAUGCUAGUUCUCCCUACAACUGGGACGUUCUUGCACCGCGCGCGGCGUCUAAUCCCUUCUACGAUUUUGACAACUUCGGCCAGUCCCUCUUCAUAUUAUUCCAGAUUGUUUCUCAGGAAGGUUGGAUUGAUGUCCAGCAGAGUGUAAUGAGCAUUACUGGAGUAGGUAUGCAGCCGCAGAACUCAGCUUCGAAUUCAAAUGGCCUGUUCUUUGUCAUAUUCAACUUGCUCGGUGCCGUCUUUGUCUUGACACUUUUUGUGUCUGUGUUCAUGCGGAAUUACACAGAGCAAACAGGUGUCGCCUUCCUCACGGCUGAACAGCGCUCUUGGCUUGAAUUGCGGAAACAUCUCAGGCAAGUUUCUCCAUCCAAAAGAUCGGUUGACAGCGACAGCCCGCAGUGGAGGAAGUGGUGCUAUCGUGUGGCUGUCAAGAAACACGGUCGAUGGGCAAAGUUUGUGACUGUAACCCUCUUGCUUGACCUGCUACUCCUAAUUUUGGAAUUCUAUCCUGAAAAGCCGGUAUGGGAAAAAGUACGGGGUAGGUUCGCUUUCUAUUUAUUUAAUCCAGGCAAGGAGAGAGAUGCUGGGGACUCCAACUGA